CAUUUUUAUUACAUUUCCUGAUGCAUAUACAUGUACUUAUGUUGUGUAGAAAGUGUGAACUAAUAUAAAUUAUUUCUUAGUAUGAGUGUUCAAGGAUCAUUAUUGAAUCAGUCUUUUAAUGAAGAGGCUGAGAUGAAACUGAUGACCGUCUUAAGGUGUUUGGAAGAACUAAUCAUGAGCAUUGAAAAUUUAUUAAAUCAAGGUAUGCUGCUACCACUAGUUAAGCUGAUCUAUCAGUCGUUAGUUAAUUAUAUUAAUAAUGUUUUAUUAAUUAUUAAUAUUCAAUUAACUGAAGCUCAAUUAAUUGAUUUGUGCCAAGUACAAGUUACAUCAGUUGUUAAUAUAUUCCGACAGUCUCUUGACUUCAUGAUUGGAGGCAGGUAUCAAUUAUUACAGUUAUACCAUCAAGCAGCUGCCACUAAUUUAUCUUAACUAUUACAUGUGGUAAUUCUUUGUUAAUAAUAAUAAUAGAUAAAGUGUAUAUUAUAUAAAUGAUAGACUCACAAUCAAUCACUAAUCAAAGCCAAUCAUCAUCAUUAUUAAUUUAUUAUUAUUAUAAUAUUAUUAUUAUUAUUAUCAUUUUAUUUCGUUCUUGAUUCAUACACAUGAUUAUUCAACAAUAAUUUUUUUCUAAAGUUUUCUAUGAAUUAAACCAUGAGUCACAUUUACAAUGUAUAAUAGCAGUCUCUGUAUGUCAAUCACUGUCCAUGCAUGGUAGUUCCCUUGUUGUCAGUACCUUCAUUAAUUAAACUAAAUGUUCGUUGCAUUCAUUUUCAUUGUUUAUUGUUUAUUGUUAGUAUUAUUAUUAUUUCAUCAAGUUAUGUUUGACAGUUUAAGUUGAAAAUUUGUACAUUACACGAAACAGUUGUUUUGUACAAGUGUCAAAGAAUAAUUCACAGUGUAUAUAUACACAUGCAUGUUGUGAUCCUUCCUCACUGAAGGACCAGGUUAUAUCAUUACUGGAGUAGCUUCAAGUAUAAGCUAGGUUUAUAAAAUGCCUCCUCCUCCACCUCCUAAAAAGAGCUCAAAGCCGUCAGUAGUAGCAGCACUAGGACAGCAACAACCAUACCCUCCAUCUUUCCCUCCUCCUCCCAUACAAUCAACACACUUCCCUCCUCCUCUGCAGCAGCAACAGUUUGAACCCACUCCUCCUGCAGUUCCACAGCAUUUUAAACCUCCUGCAAUUUCAAAGCAUUUUAAACCUCCUUCUCUACCAAUACAAGAACCUCCUGCAGUGAUUGAUAUACCAUCAAUAGUUGAGGCUCCUAAAAUACCUUCAGUAUUACCAGAAGCAGCUAAUGUUCUUUCUGAGGUUGCUCUAGACAUAACUGCAGAGGGAGCUGGUCCUGAUGGUGAAGAGGACACUCCACCAGUUACUGCAAAGACUUAUAGUGAUGCUUUUGAUGAAGAGUAUGUAAGACCUAGUCUUGAUUUUGAUAAGUUCAUAUCAGAAGAAUCCAGUACUCUUACUGCUCGAAAGAUAAAGAUGGUUCACAAGAAACUGUACGAAAAGACAAAGUCCAUUUCGUACAAUUGUCUAGUGAUGAUUGUUGGAUUCCCUUUCAUUAUAGUGUGGGGUUUGUUGCUAGGGAUAACCUCCUUUGCAAUGAACUGGGUCUACAUUCCAUUGCUGAAGCUUGUGAGCUGGUUACUCAAUGCUACCAUACCAGUCCUGACCCCACUGAGGAACUGCUGCAAACCAGUCAUGGAGCUAGUCGCAAUCAUAUGCAAACGAUAGAGGACAUUGUAAACUUGAGCUUUUUAGUUUGUGCACACAUUUUUUGCAAUUUUUUAGCGAAGAAAUUGACAUUAAUUAAA
This is a messenger RNA of Amphimedon queenslandica, 1818 nucleotides long. Its product is annotated as pollen-specific leucine-rich repeat extensin-like protein 4. The transcript has 4 exons. Gene Ontology annotation, biological process: caveola assembly. The coding region runs from base 995 to 1738 and encodes 247 amino acids. Gene Ontology annotation, cellular component: caveola. Lineage: Eukaryota; Metazoa; Porifera; Demospongiae; Haplosclerida; Niphatidae. The record is from RefSeq and is a predicted model, not a curated record. Gene Ontology annotation, molecular function: molecular adaptor activity.